Pygocentrus nattereri (red-bellied piranha) is the source of this 2829-nucleotide messenger RNA. RefSeq names its product proteolipid protein 1a (gene plp1a). NCBI's taxonomy places the organism in Eukaryota, Metazoa, Chordata, Actinopteri, Characiformes, Serrasalmidae. Gene Ontology annotation, molecular function: structural constituent of myelin sheath. The record is from RefSeq and is a predicted model, not a curated record. The transcript has 7 exons. The coding region runs from base 125 to 862 and encodes 245 amino acids. Gene Ontology annotation, biological process: axon development; central nervous system myelination. Gene Ontology annotation, cellular component: plasma membrane; myelin sheath.
ACAAAAAUAACGCCCGUCCUGCUGCGCACCGACUGAGACUGAUAAAGGAUCCAGCCUCAGUGGAUUUGGGCGCGUUUGCACUGAGUUACAGGCCAGUUUGAACCGAGACCGCUUCCUUGCAGUGAUGGGUUGUUACGAGUGCUGCAUGCGGUGUCUAGGAGGGGUGCCCUACAUCUCCCUAGUGGCCACGCUGUUCUGCUUUUCGGGCAUCGCGCUGUUCUGCGGCUGUGGACACCAGGCACUCACUGAGACCGAGAGGCUAAUCGAAAACUACUUUGCCCGCAACCUGCAAGACUACAUUACCCUGGCCUACCUUAUCGAGUAUUUCCAAUACAUUAUCUAUGGCCUGGCCACCUUCUUCUUCCUCUACUGCAUUGCACUGCUAGCUGAGGGCUUUUAUACCACCAGUGCAGCCAGGCAGACAUUUGGGGAGUUCAGGAGCACCGUGUGCGGCCGCUGUCUCAGCACUACGUUCAUCCUGAUCACAUAUUUCCUGGCUGUCGUGUGGCUGCUGGUCUUUGCCCUCUCGGCUCUUCCCGUGUACUUCUUUUACAACAUGGCCACCACCUGCCGCACCAUCGACGUCCUCUCCGAGACGCCCUCCAGCAUCAACCAGCUGUGUGUGGAUGCCAGACAGUAUGGUUUGCUUCCAUGGAACGCGGUGCCGGGGAAAGCUUGUGGGAUGACCCUGUCCAACGUGUGCAAAACAAGGGAGUUUUUCCUGACCUAUGAUCUCUACAUCGCCGCCUUCGCUGGAGCUGGCAUCACAUUAUUGGCCCUGCUCACAUAUGUGGUCUCCACUACUUACAACUUUGCCGUGCUGCGCUACCUGGGGAGGAAAGGCUUAGGUCCACGGUGUUAGGCUGUCCUGUCCUGUCCUGUCCUGUCCUGCAGUCCACACUGUCCACUCUGUUACCAACAACAAAGCACACCAUGGGACACUUGAAGAAAUCCUUUCCCCUGCCUGUUCACCGACACAGUAUUAUCUCUGUUCAAAACUUUCGAGAAACCUUUCCUUCAAAAUGGACAUUUUAAGGCUGCCCACUUGAGUUUCUGUCCAGCAGGUGGUGCUGUGGUUCUGAAGCAUUGAGCCUUGUGUUAAUAGUUCUGGGAAAAGGCUAAUCACACUAAUAACACUGCUUUAUUAUUUACACAGUGACAUGCAUAAAUUCGACCACCUCUGGCCAGAUUACAUGUUUUGUUGAAGUGAGAUUAAGUUAACGUGCUCGUGCUACAGGGAACUGAAAUAUGGCGUUUUUCUGCUGCUUUUCAAGUGCAUAGUUUCUGUUUUUGUGGUCUAACAUAUUGGAAAAACUAAAACAUACAUGUGCCGUUUCUUUACAUUUCACAUUGUUCACGACUUUUGCACAGGCACAUUUAGUUUUAGUUUUUCCCAGUAUGUUAAAUUUAAGCAAAUGAGCAGCAAUUGUGCACGAAAAUGUGCAGAAGUGUGUUCUCUGUAGAUGUGUGAACUUAUUUUCACCAAAAAAAAAAUGUAAAAAUCAACAAGACAUGGUAUUUGACCAAGUCUUCUGCGAAUAAAUUCACACUUCUGCUUGAUGGCGCCUUUUCUCCAGUGAGGGACACACGGCUGUCAGCCACUUGCACCUACUCAGUUCACAGUUUGGAUUUUGGUAGAAUUAUUUCAUUUGCAUUCACCUAUUUUUUUAUUUUUGUUGCUUCUUCAGUUUUGUUGAUGUAACUUGGUAAGUGCUGCUGUUUUAUAUUUGUUUUGUGAUUUGCAACUCAUGGCAUUCUUGUGUCUUUGUAUACUAGUGCCUGCAUCCCUUCUAGGUGUGGGAUGGUAGUUUUUCUCCAGGGUCAUCCAGUGUGGGUGUCAUUCAGUAGAGUAUUUAGUUUAGUAGACUUUCUCAUAUAUUUUGUUUUCUGUUACUUUGACUUAAGGAAGGAUAAAUUAAUUAGACAAGCUAUCCACCAAGACACAGAUCAGCAUUUACUUUUCUUUUUUUUUUGGCUUGGGGUUCACCAAAAAACAGGCCUCUCGUGUUGCUGAUGACUGGUUACCAUGGUGACGCAUCGUCUUUCACAUCUGGUUGCCAUGGUGCCAGACAACCAAGUGUGUGUCUAGUUGCUGUGACCUCAGCACUCCUUUUUUUUUUCUUUUUUUCUCACAGUCUUGAGAAUAAAAGAGGCCGGCCCGCUUAAUGAAAGGACCAAUGGGAGGAGGGCCCUGUGACAAGCCCAGCACCCAGGGUCAGCUCCACGUGCAGGGGAAGACCCCAUGACAAAAAGAGGGCAUAAACUUUUCAACUAGCUGAAUAGAGCUCUCCUGUGACUGGGAUAGAGGGAGGGCGGAGUGCUUGAGGUUGGGGGUGAUCUGUUUGCUUGGGCCGUGUUGUAAAGACCGUUUGGCAGGUUUAGUUUUGUGUGUAUGAAAAUAUCAGGGACUUUUUAAUGGAGACCUAACGUUGACGGAGGCUGGAGUGGAAUGUUUAAUAUUUCAAAAGGCAUCUGUCACUUAACGGAGGGAGACUUGUGUUGUGGAGAGCUGUGUUGGAUGGACCCUCUGGCUCCCCCUAGUGUUAGGUGAGCAUUCAUGUCGAAAGGCAUAAAAAGCUGCGUUUUUAGUUUUUAAUCCCUGUAAGGAUCAGGAGAAAUUUGGUAGUUAUUGUAUAACGCUUUUAGCUAGAAUUUUACUAAUCCUAAUGAAAUUUUACUUUAUUCAUCAAUUUUUUGAUUUUGUGCUACUAACAACAUUUGUUAGAACAAUGUUUGUAAAUACUGCGAAUGCUUUAUCCAACCCAGGUAGCUUACUGGGGCUCUUUUAGGAGAGACCAGGACACUUUGGUAAUAAAUGAAGUAAAAUAA